Messenger RNA from Eutrema salsugineum, 2061 nucleotides. Its product is annotated as inactive leucine-rich repeat receptor-like serine/threonine-protein kinase At1g60630. The record is from RefSeq and is a predicted model, not a curated record. Gene Ontology annotation, molecular function: protein kinase activity; protein binding; ATP binding. The transcript is spliced from 2 exons. Bases 4 to 1968 code for a protein of 654 amino acids. Gene Ontology annotation, biological process: protein phosphorylation. NCBI's taxonomy places the organism in Eukaryota, Viridiplantae, Streptophyta, Magnoliopsida, Brassicales, Brassicaceae.
AUCAUGGUCACUUCUUCUUCUUUCUCCUAUAUGUUCUUCUUAGUAAUGAUAGCUUCCCACUUGGUUUCUCCGGUGAGAUCAAGCGACAUUGAAGCUCUACUGAGUUUGAAAUCAUCCAUUGAUCCAUCCAACUCAAUACAAUGGCGAGGAACAGAUCUCUGCAACUGGGAAGGAGUUAAGGGAUGCAUAAAUGGAAAAAGAGUCUCAAAGCUUGUUCUUGAGAAUCUGAACCUUACUGGCUCACUCGAUGAGAAGAGCUUAAACCAAUUAGACCAACUUCGAGUUCUUAGUUUCAAAGGCAACUCUCUCUCAGCCUCAGUCCCUAACCUCUCCGGUUUAGUCAAUCUCAAAUCGCUUUUCCUCAACGAAAACAACUUCUCCGGCGAGUUCCCUGAAUCACUGACGUCUCUCCACCGGUUAAAAACCAUUGUCCUCGCAAGAAACCGGUUUUCCGGCUUGAUACCUACCUCCUUGCACCGUCUCUCCCGCCUUUACACGCUCUGCCUUGAAGACAAUCUCUUCUCCGGCUCCAUUCCUCUUCUCAACCAAGAAACUCUCAGAUUCUUUAAUGUCUCGAAUAAUCAGCUCUCUGGCCAAAUACCACCAACACAAGCACUGUCUCGGUUCAAGAAGUCGUCGUUUAGUGGCAACAUUGCUCUCUGCGGCGAUCAGAUUCAACACUCAUGCAGAGAAAGGAAUGAUACCGUUGGAAUCUCUUCGAAGCCGUCGGCGAUUCCAGUAGCCAAAACACGGCACAAAACGAAGCUCAAGCUCAUUGGAAUCAUUUCAGGGAGCAUCAGUGGCGGAGUUGUGAUUCUUCUUCUUCUGACGUUGCUUUUUAUAUCCAUCAAAUCCAUGAGAGGAGAGAGGAGAAGCAAAGCUGUGGCAGAGUCAGCAGGGGAAACAAGAGAAGGAAGAGGUAACAGUGACCAGAGAAACAAAAGGUUCUCAUGGGAGAGAGGAAGCGAAGAAGGAUCGGUGGGGGCUCUGGUUUUCUUGGGAAGAGGUGAACCAGACAUGACGGUGGUGAGAUACACCAUGGAUGAUCUGCUCAAAGCUUCAGCGGAAACACUAGGAAGAGGAACGUUAGGGAGUACUUACAAGGCGGUGAUGGAGUCUGGUUUCAUUGUCACUGUUAAGAGGCUCAAGGAUGCAGGGUUUACUCGUAUGGAGGAGUUCAAGAGACACAUGGAGAUCCUUGGAAGGCUCAAGCACAAUAAUCUUGUGCCUCUCAGAGCUUAUUUCCAAGCAAAAGAAGAAUGCCUGCUCGUUUAUGAUUACUUUCCCAAUGGAAGUCUCUUCUCUCUUAUCCAUGGAAGUAAGGUUUCUGGUAGUGGGAAGCCACUUCACUGGACAUCAUGUCUGAAAAUAGCUGAGGAUUUGGCAAUGGGUCUGGUCUACAUUCAUCAGAAUCCCAGCUUAACACACGGAAACUUGAAAUCAUCAAAUGUUUUGUUAGGUCCUGAUUUCGAGUCCUGCCUUACAGACUACGGUCUCAGAGAUCUCCAAGAUCCUGACUCAGUUGAAGACACAAGUGCAUCAUCUCUCUUUUACAAAGCUCCAGAGUGCAGAGACUUAGGCAAGUCCUCAACACAACCAGCUGAUGUCUAUAGCUUUGGGGUCCUCCUUCUAGAGCUUCUAACAGGUAGAAGCUCAUUCCAAGAACUUGUUCAUGAAUACGGGUCUGAUAUCUCCAGAUGGGUGCGUGCGGUGAGAGAGGCAGAGACUGAAUCAGGAGAGGAGCUGAGUUCUUCUGAGGAGAAAAAAUUUCAAGCUCUUUUGAGCAUUGCCACAGCUUGCGUAGCUAUUCAGCCUGAAAACAGGCCUGUGAUGAGAGAGGUACUGAAGAUGGUGAAGGAUGCAAGAGCGGAAGCAGCAGUGUUGUCAUCUUUCAGCAGCGAUCAUUCACCUGGGAGAUGGUCAGAUACAAUUCUGAGCUUGCCAAGGGAGGAUCAUAUGAGCAUAUGAGGGCAAGUUGUUUGUGAAGUCUCCAUUGUAUGAUUGUUGAAGUAUCUAAGGGAUCAUAGUGUAGAGUGUUUUUGUUGACACCAUUCUGAUUAA